This is a messenger RNA of Adineta steineri, 1566 nucleotides long. Lineage: Eukaryota; Metazoa; Rotifera; Eurotatoria; Adinetida; Adinetidae. The record is from the annotation of a GenBank genome assembly.
AUGUCAUCUGAUAAAGAUAAAAAAAGUUCUCCAUCUGAACAACUUAAGAAAACAGUCGAUCUUUGGUUAAAAUGGGAUCAAUGUGAAAUAACAAAAGCAGAAAUUGAAAAAUUAAAAACUGAUAAUAAAUGGGAUGAUUUAGAAGCUCGUUUAUCUCAUCGAAUUCAAUUUGGUACAGCUGGUCUUCGUGCUAAAAUGGGUAGUGGAUUUGCUUUAAUGAAUGAAUUAACUGUUAUUCAAGCAACACAAGGUCUUAUUCGUCAUAUUCAAGAAACAUUUAAAGAGAAAAAAGAUUCUCUUUCUGUUACGAUUGGUUUUGAUGCUCGUCAUCAAUCAAAAGAUUUUGCUCGUUUAGCUGCAGCAUUAUUUGCUCAUGAAGGUAUUCAUGUUUAUUUAUUUGAUUCAAUAACAGUUCCAACACCAUUCAUUCCAUUUACUGUUCAAAAAUUAAAAUGUCAAGCUGGUAUUAUGGUAACAGCAAGUCAUAAUCCAAAAGAUGAUAAUGGUUAUAAAGUUUAUUGGGAAAAUGGGGCACAAAUUAUUUCACCAUUAGAUGCAAAUAUUGCUGAUUCAAUUGAAGCCAAUUUAGAACCAUGGAAAGGAAAAGCAUGGAAUUUAGAUAUUUUAAAAGAUAAAAAUUCCAAAUUAAUAUCUGAUCCAAUUGAAAAAAUUCGUGAUUUAUAUAUAUCAAAUUUAGCAAAAUUAUGUAAUUUUCCUGAAAUCAAUGCGUCAACUCCAUUAAAAUUUGUUUAUACACCUGUUCAUGGUGUUGGUCAACCUUAUGCUGAACUUGCAUUUGCUGCAUUUAAAUUUCAACCAUUUAUUUCUGUUGAUAAACAAAAAAAUCCAGAUCCUGAUUUUUCAACAGUUAAAUAUCCAAAUCCUGAAGAAGGAAAAGAAACACUUGAAUGUGCUAUUGAAACAGCUAAUAAAAAUAAUGCAGAUUUUAUCGUUGCAACUGAUCCAGAUGCUGAUCGAUUUGCAUUAGCUGAAAGAGAUACAUCAGGUUCAUCGGAAACUGGUUGGAGAAUUUUAACAGGAAAUCAAUUAGGAGCUUUACUUGGUUGGUGGCGUUGGUUUACUUGGCGUAAUCGAAAUCCAACAGUUAAUGUUAAAGAUGUUUAUAUGCUUUAUUCAACUGUUUCAUCUCAUAUUCUUAAAUCAAUUGGUGAAGUUGAAGGUUUUAAUACAAUUGAUACAUUAACAGGUUUUAAAUGGCUUGGUAAUCGAUCACAUGAAUUACUUAAUGACAAAAAACAUGUUAUUUUUGGUUUUGAAGAAGCUAUAGGAUUUAUGUGUGAUCCAGAAAAUGUAUUAGAUAAAGAUGGAAUAUCAGCAAUGGCUGUUGGAUCAGAAAUGUGUGCUUAUUUAAAAUCAAUUGGUCGAACAUUAUAUGAACAAUUAGAUCAAAUCUCUUUACUUUAUGGUUUUCAUAUUAAUAAUAAUUCUUAUGUUAUUUGUAAUAAAACUGAUGUUAUGCUUAAAAUGUUUAAUCGUUUAAGACAUUUUGAUCAAAGAGAAGAUCAAAAAAAAGAAGUAGAAUAUUUUUAUUUCAUUUUAGAAAAU